This is a messenger RNA of Heteronotia binoei (common prickly gecko), 1470 nucleotides long. RefSeq names its product parathyroid hormone 1 receptor (gene PTH1R). Gene Ontology annotation, molecular function: peptide hormone binding; G protein-coupled peptide receptor activity; parathyroid hormone receptor activity. Bases 95 to 1459 code for a protein of 454 amino acids. Gene Ontology annotation, biological process: intracellular calcium ion homeostasis; adenylate cyclase-activating G protein-coupled receptor signaling pathway; cell surface receptor signaling pathway. Gene Ontology annotation, cellular component: plasma membrane. Lineage: Eukaryota; Metazoa; Chordata; Lepidosauria; Squamata; Gekkonidae. The record is from RefSeq and is a predicted model, not a curated record. The transcript is spliced from 11 exons.
AACUUUCUGUAUUUCUCUUCUAGAUGGCUUUUGUGCAACUGAGUGGGAUAACCUCAUCUGCUGGCCGGAAAGCAUCCCGGGGAAGUUGGUGGCGAUGCCCUGCCCAGAGUAUAUCUAUGACUUCAACCAUCAAGGUCACGCCUAUCGGCGGUGUGACGUGAACGGGAGCUGGGCAUUGGUGCCCAGCCGCAACCUCACUUGGGCCAACUACAGCGAGUGUGCCAAAUUCCUCAACACCAACAGGACAGAGAGGGAAGUCUUCGACCGACUCUAUAUAAUUUACACCGUUGGAUAUUCCAUUUCGUUGGGUUCCUUGACAAUUGCAGUCCUUAUCCUUGGCUACUUCAGGCGUUUGCACUGCACACGGAAUUACAUCCACAUCCACCUCUUUGUCUCCUUCAUGCUCCGAGCCAUCAGCAUCUUCGUGAAGGACGCCGUCCUGUACUCCGGUUCAGCCCUGGAGGAGAUGGAGCGCAUCUCAGAAGAAGACCUCAAGUUCAUCACCGAGGCCCCCUUGGCAGAAAAGUCUCCAUUUGUGGGCUGCAAGGUGGUCGUCACCUUGUUCCUUUACUUCCUGGCCACCAACUACUACUGGAUCCUGGUGGAAGGCCUCUACCUCCACAGCCUGAUCUUCAUGGCGUUCUUCUCCGAGAAGAAGUACCUUUGGGGGUUCACCUUAUUUGGCUGGGGACUCCCAGUGGUCUUUGUCACAAUCUGGGCCACGCUAAGAGCCACGUUAGCAGACACAGAAUGCUGGGAUUUAAGUGCCGGCUAUUUCAAGUGGUUCGUUCAAGUGCCAAUCCUAAUAACUGUGAUGGCAAACUUUAUUCUUUUUAUCAAUAUUAUCAGAGUCCUAGCCACAAAACUCCGGGAAACAAACGCCGGGAGAUGUGAUACGAGACAACAAUACAGGAAGCUCCUGAAAUCCACCCUGGUCCUCAUGCCUUUGUUCGGAGUUCACUAUAUAGUUUUCAUGGCCGUGCCAUACACAGAAGUGACAGGGAUCCUCUGGCAAAUCCAGAUGCACUAUGAAAUACUCUUCAAUUCUUUCCAGGGAUUUUUUGUGUCCAUCAUCUAUUGCUUUUGCAAUGGGGAGGUUCAAGCAGAAAUCAAGAAGUCCUGGAGCAGAUGGACAUUAGCGCUUGACUUCAAAAGGAAAGCCCGCAGCGGCAGCACCACCUACAGCUACGGGCCCAUGGUUUCCCACACCAGCGUCACGAACGUCACCACGAGAGGGGGGAUCGCCCUUCAUCUCAACACAAGACUCUUUCUGGGGAACCUCAACGGACACCGGAAUUUGCCCGGAUACGUCAAGAAUGGCUCCAUUUCCGAAAACUCCAUGCCUUCUUCCGUGCCGGAACAGUAUAACAAAGAAGAGGAGUACCUUAACGGUUCGGGACUCUUCAACGGAGACAGGCCGACGGCGCUUGUCGAGGAGGAAAAAGAGACAGUGAUGUAAAUUUCCCCCCC